Molecule: messenger RNA, 567 nt
Organism: Equus quagga
Lineage: Eukaryota; Metazoa; Chordata; Mammalia; Perissodactyla; Equidae
Product: granzyme B-like
Exons: 5
Coding region: 1-567 (188 amino acids)
Biological process (GO): proteolysis
Cellular component (GO): cytoplasm; intracellular membrane-bounded organelle
Molecular function (GO): serine-type endopeptidase activity
Source: RefSeq, a predicted model, not a curated record
AUGCAGCCACUCCUGCUAUUGUUAGCAUUUCUGCUGCCUCCUAAGACUGGGACAGGAAACAUCAUCGGAGGACAUGAGGCCAAGCCCCACUCCUGCCCCUACACGGUGUUUGUUCAGUUUCUGCUUGAGAACAAAAAGAAGAGGUGUGGCGGUGUCCUCGUGCUAGAGGACUUUGUUCUGAUGGCUGCUCACUGCUGGGGAAGAGUAAUCAGUGUCACCCUUGGGGUCCACAACAUCCAGAAGCAGGGGAAGACCCAGCAGGUCAUGACUGUGAGACAAGCCAUCCGCCACCCAGACUAUAAUCCUAAGAACCUCUCUUAUGACAUCAUGUUACUAAAGCUGGAGAGAAAGGCCCAGCAGACUGCAGCUGUGAGGCCCCUCAGCCUGUCCAGGGGCAAGACCCAGGGGGACUCCGGAGGCCCCCUCAUCUGCAACAAGCUGUUCCAGGGUAUUCUCUCCUAUGGAGAAAACAACGGGAACCCUCCAGGAGUCUUCAUGAAGGUCUCACAAUUUCUGCCCUGGAUAAAGUCAACAAUGAAGCGCUUCCAACAGCAGGCAGGACGCUGA